Anneissia japonica is the source of this 3483-nucleotide messenger RNA. Its product is annotated as E3 ubiquitin-protein ligase TRIM71-like. The record is from RefSeq and is a predicted model, not a curated record. Gene Ontology annotation, molecular function: protein binding; ubiquitin protein ligase activity; zinc ion binding. Gene Ontology annotation, biological process: protein polyubiquitination; proteasome-mediated ubiquitin-dependent protein catabolic process. The transcript has 3 exons. Bases 206 to 2221 code for a protein of 671 amino acids. Lineage: Eukaryota; Metazoa; Echinodermata; Crinoidea; Comatulida; Comatulidae.
AUCCCUCUCUGCGCCCUCUAUAAUGAUCAUGCAAGCGUGUACAUGAGACCAAUCCCGAAUUGUUCUUGUAACAAGCAGUCCCAUCUUGAUUAUGUUUGUGGUGGCUCAACACAAUUCAAUCUUGAAAAUACUACACACGUAACAAAGCCCACAUUAAGCUGAUCAUACAGGUACAAGUGUGUUGAGAAAUCAAACUCAUGGAAAGAUGAAACGUGGACAAAAACCUGAUCGAUCAAAAGAAAAUGUAAAAAAGGCUUGCGUUGAAGACAAAGAUCAGUCAUCUACUUCAACCAUCAAAACUGAGAAUGUAAAAGCACCUACAUGUAAAUGCUCUUGCUGUGACAACCAACCAGCAUACUACUGCUCGACAUGUCAGCUGUAUCUCUGUGGAGCUCAGUGUAUCAAACAACACAAGAUAGUACCAGCCACUAGGGAUCAUCAACUUUACACUCUAGACAUAAAGGAACAGGAUGGUAGCUCAGACAAAAUACCAAAAUGUCUAGCUCACUGCAAUGCUCCAAUAGAAUUUUACUGCUCCACCUGCAAAAAAUCAGCAUGUAAACAAUGUGAGUACAUUCUUGACUGUUAUCAACAACAGCAUAAUGUGAUUUUAAUGUCUACUGCUAUAGAUGAGUUUAACAAAGAUGCUACUGAAGUUGUCAAGCUAGCUCGUACUAUUGAAAAUGAAUUAACAGAAAAACUAAAACUUAUAGCAAAAGAUAGAUCAUUUUUUGAUUCACAACUGAAUUUAUGCAGAACAGCCAUUGAAAAUCAGGAAAAGAAACUUAUCAAAAAAGUUCAUGAGAAAAGCAGAGAAUUAAAGUCAAAUUUUGAAGAGAUACACAAAAACAAUAAAGAAUACAUUGCUAGUAAAGUUGAAAGUAUGAAAGCAGAGCUGACUCAAGUUAAUCAUCUGGUGGCAUCAAUCAGUACAUUGAUGAACAGACCAGAAGAAAGAGAAACUCUUACAUCCCAUACAACAAUUAUUAACACUUUAAGGGAUGAAGUCCUAGGGACUACUUUUGGACAGUCAUUUCAUUCCAUAAGUUUUCAUCCAUCUACACACUUGGAUGAAUUGAUGAGUGCAGAGGGCAUUGGUGAAAUCACAACUCUGGAUAGUAUGAAGUUCAAGGUUUCUGAAGAUUAUGAAGCAAUUACUGUUGCAAAAGGAGAAUCAUUUGUUGUAGAAGUGAUAAGUCCAGCAGAGAUUGAUGCAUGCCAGUUAGCUGCAACUCUAAUAAACUCAUCAGGUAAAGAAUCUGUAACCGAGAUAGAAUAUCAGGAAAGUGGAGAGUACAAAAUAAGAGGUAGAUGCAAUGUCGAAGGUGAUUGGCAAAUGAUGAUAACUGCUGGAGCUGCACACAUCAAAGGAUCUCCUGUGAACAUAAAGGUGGAAACACAGGGACUUGUUCAUACCAUUGAUAACAUAUCAGAUUACAAAAAACAUAAUAAAACAGAGAAAGUAAUAGAUGUAGUGUUAGAUAGAGAUGGAUGUAUAUUAGUAUCAAGCUUUAGUAGAGAUAUAUUGAAGUUCAACCUAUCAGGUUCAUUGAUUGCUAAGCAAAGUCUGCAGUAUUGUUCACGUGAUGCUGUGGUGGCUGCAAUGCAUCAGCUGGCUGAUGGUCACAUGCUUUACAGUGCAUAUUAUCCUUACAGCCGUAAGAGAUUAGUAUUAAUGUAUGAUGAUACUGGUAAACAUAAACAAAGCUUUCAUGAAAAGUUGCUAUAUCCAUUUGGUUUGGCAGUAAACACUAAAUCUAGAGUCAUGUAUGUAGCAGAUUGUGAAGCUCACUGUGUGUUUAAAUUUAAUGUUGAAGAUGGUAACUUGCUGGGUAGGAUAGGAGUAGGUCAACUGAAGGAACCACAAGAUGUCACCUUAACUAAGGAAGGUCAUGUAAUUGUUGCUGACUAUGGAAAUAACAGAAUACAAAUGUUUGAUGCAUAUGGUAAGUUCAUGAGAGUUUGUAUAAUAGGCUGUGGUGAGGAAGACGGCAAGGUUAUGGGUCCUCAUAGUGUUACCAUGGAUAUGGAUGAAAACUUAAUAGUAUCAAGUAAUCAUAAACUACAACUAUUUGAUAAGAACGGUGUCUUCAUUAAAAGAAUAGAUCAUAAAGAUGAUGGAUUAUAUAUCCCAUUAGGAUGCGCUGUAACCUCCGAUAGGCCAAGAAGAGUAGCAGUAGCAAACCAUGGAAAAAACAAUGUUAAAAUAUUCAAAUAUUAAACGGCAUAAAAACACAGGGCUCCACUCUUUUUAAUAGUAAAUGUUCAAUCAACCUUAUCUUAUAGCAAUUAUUAAUUCACAUUAUUGCUUAUCUUUAUACUAUGAGUUUUUGCCAGGUAUUGGUAUUGCUACAUUGUCAAAUUUAAAAAGAGCUCGCCUCUGGUAUAAACCUACCAUUCUUACUCCCAAUUUUACAUACCAGCUUUUUCUCAGGAAAAACAAAGUCUGAAUAGUGUGGCCUUGAAUUGAAUAGGCAUGCAGUGCUGAACAAUUGCCAUUAAAUUAAAAACAGGAUUUCUCAAGUAAUGCCCACUAUCAAAAUCAUAGAGUACAAGAGUGAACUAUGGUAAUAAUAAUAAUAAUAAUAAUAAUAAUAAUAAUAAUAAUAAUAAUAAUAAUAAUAAUAAUAAUUAUAAUAAUAAUGUUAUUUUAAAAACAUACUAUAUUCUAUUUUCAAAUCUUGUAAGGUUAACAUUAAAUAUUAAAAAAUCAUACAAGAGUGAACUAUGGUAGUAAUAAUAAUAAUAAUAAUAAUAAUAAUGUUAUUUUAAAAAUAUAUACUCUACAGUAUUUUCAAAUCUUGUAUUAAUUUAACAUUAAAUAUUAAAAAUGUAUUAGGCAUUAUCAAAUCAACAAAACAAAUUGUUUAUUACAAAACAAAUUUAUGCAGGCCCAUAAUCAAAAGAUCUCUUUGUUUUUUUGAACUCCCUCUUCCAACACUAGAAAUCCGUCUAAUAACCUGAAAUUUGGUAGCAAAAUCUGUCCCUGUACUCUGUCAAUAUGGGACAGUAGGUUGCAUAUAGUGUAAAUGCCUUUUAUCUAAGUGGAAGUAUCAUACACACAUGUAAAACUCAUUUAUGCACUUUAUAAUUUUAUUGAACUUCUUGCGAUUAUGUAUUUGUAAAUAUUUGAACGUGUGUACUUUCCAAUGGUUGUCCCAAAUGGCCUCCUAUACCGAAUUAAUUAUUAAAUGGUUUAUAUUUUGUCUUCCUGAUUAAUUGUUAUAAAUUGUGUAAACACAUUUCUUGUAAUUUUCUUUUUCAUUCAUUUAAUAAACACACGUACAUACACAUUUAAAUGAUGCAGAUGUACACCAAAAUAUGCAUGAAUCAUACAUUCAUGUACCUACCAUGCGCAUACUUCACUUUUUCUUGUUUUUUCCCCAAUAUUUUUUUAAAAAAUAUUACAAUAAAAAUUCUGCCUGAAUAUUACGAACUAAAAUAAAAGAAUUCGAUCCAACUCGGCCACAAGUCAACUUGGCC